Phalacrocorax carbo (great cormorant) is the source of this 767-nucleotide messenger RNA. NCBI's taxonomy places the organism in Eukaryota, Metazoa, Chordata, Aves, Suliformes, Phalacrocoracidae. The record is from RefSeq and is a predicted model, not a curated record.
AUGUCCGGAGCAGCCGCGGGGAAAGGCACAGCGCCAGAGCCUGACAGCUCCGAAGAGGAGCUGGAAGCGGGGGGCGCACCCCAAGCAUGCUACGGGCAGGGUCUGUGGGUCCCCCAGAGCAGGGAGGCAGCCGCCCACCUGGGCGACACCGAAGGGAUGAAGGUGAGGAAGAGGAGCAGGCCGGUGCGCUCCAAGGCCAGGAGGAUGGCUGCCAACGUCAGAGAGCGCAAGAGGAUCCUGGACUACAACCAAGCCUUCAAUGCCCUGCGGCUGGCCCUUAAACAUGACCUCGGUGGCAAAAGGCUUUCUAAAAUCGCUACCCUCCGGCGAGCCAUCAACAGGAUCACGGCUCUGUCCCUGUCCCUGCACGGCGCCGGGCGCUGCUGGCCCUGCACCCACUCUGAGUGCUGCGGCCGGCCCGGGGUCCCUGUGCAGGAGCCGGGGGCGAAGGCCAGCCGCCCCCAGCUCCCCUGGCAGCCUGGUUACGCAGGUGCUGCCAGCUUGCCGCGCUGCCCUCCAUCCCCUCUCUACGCCGUGUUUUCCCCCGAGAGGCAGCUCCAUCACUACGAGAGCCUGAAGGAGGAUUGUUCUGUGCCCAGCCCUGUCUAUUGCUCCAGCGGGACCCACCACCCCGGGCUGCGAAGCGCCUGCCAGCAGAGAUACACGGGCAGCCUGCAAGACCCCCUGGCCGGGGCGGUCCCCUGGCAGCUGGGCUAUUGCCAGAGCUGGGGACACCAGCAGUGCCUCCCCAUCCACUGACCUGCAGG